AUGUCUGCUGCUCCUUUCUUUGAUGAUGAUCUACCAGUUGAUGGUCCUUCAGAGGACGAGAGCGCAGAGUCUCUGGGUGAAGCUAGGAGCUCCCCUCAGUAUGAUGAUGAGGAUGAGAUGUCUGAAGAUGAUGCCGAUGUAGCAUCUAACUCAGUGACCCCACCUAUGAGUUUUUCACAAAGACCUCCUUCUAGAAGAUCAAACGGUGUGCAAGCGGGAACGUUGUCACCUCAAGGUACUCCUAGUCGGCGAAGCCGAGGUAGUCGAGGACGAGGCGGCCGCACGCCAACUCAGACAGCAACCAGCCACAAAUGGCGUUCUGGACAAGUUCCACCAGCACCAACGUUUGAUGGUGACAUCGACUCCAAUCCCUACUGCCUGCGUCACUACACCAAGCGCCUUUACCGCUGGGUGCGAAUCACCAGAGAGUUUUUGCCACCCAAUGAGCAAGCUUUAAGGGCAAGGGAGCAAAUGAGAGGUGAUGCCGAAAUUGAACUUGAAGAAACACCGGACUCCAGAUAUGACACCACAGACGGCAUCCAGUUGCUGCUGGAAGACUUGCAAGAGUCGUUUGCGGAGAAGGAGUUGUUCAGACAAGGCGGAGCAAUCCGCGAGUUUGAGUCAAUAGGACGUUUGCAAGGUGAAAGCAUCACGGCAUUUUGCCGUCGCUUUCGCAUUCUGGAGCGAAAACUCCAGGACAACAAGGUGCCAGCAUAUCCUGAAGCAGCCAGAGUCAUCAAGUUGUUGGACGGCCUGCGACUUGACGAGAAGUCCACCGCCGCCCUCCUUCUGGCUGCGGGCAACAGAUACAAGAUGGCCGCCGUUAUGGAUGCCAUCAAGAUUCAGUACCCGCCAGGUAUGAGCAUUACCGGGGUUCCUCAUCGUUCUCAACAGUACCAGUCCAGGAAGUCAGGCAAGCCCAAGCAUCGGCGCGCCUGGCAUGCUGAUGUCGAAGACUGGAGCUAUGAGGAUGAUGCGGCCUAUGUGAAUGAGGAUGAGCCCGCUCCUGAGAAUCAAGAGCACCAGGAGACUGACGAGCCAGAGUACCAGGACGUUGAGUAUGACCAGGCUGCUGAAAAUGAAGAUGGCAACCCUGAUGAAGGUGAUGCCAACAACGACUACGAGAGCCAUCAAGGUUUUCCAGACGAAGCGUUUCAAGCUGCCGUGCAAGCUUUGACAGUGAUGUCCAAGCGUUUGUCAGAGAUCACCAAGGCCAGAGCGAACUUGGAAGUUCAACAAGCCCGCAUUCGUGAUGCCACUUGUCUAGGAUGCGGAUCUUCCAGCCAUUGGCUGCGCGACUGCCCACAUGCCAGUGUCCAUUCAGCUCAGCUUACUACUGCUGGCGUGUUGCUAGACGCUCAAGGGAGCGCCAUAGAUAGCACCACGAGCUGGAUGACUUCUGCGAGUGAGACAAAAGAGACCUUCGUGCUGCCCAGUUUGACCGCCGUGACUGAGCAGAUAAGCCGUUGUCAUUGUGAUCAACCCUUUGAGUAUUCCCAGGGCAUCAUCACCAAUCCUAAAGUUCUUCUUCAGUAUGUAGAUGCUGAUGCUGCCUUGAUGAUAGCAGAUACAGGUUGUCAGAGACAGGUUGCAGGUCAAUCAUGGCACAUGCAGCGAGCACAAGAGAUAGCACCACUUCAACCUGUCAUCCACGAUGAGCACUGCAAGUUUUCAUUUGGUCCCAAUGCAGGCGUGCCCAGCAGCUCGCGCUACGUCUACCCAUCAGGACUGGCGGGGCACUUGGUUGUUUUGGGAGUGAGCAGUGUGGAUGAGAAAGCACCAGCUUUAUUUUCUAGACCAGCCUUCGAAGCGCUGGGAGCACGGACCACGAUCGGUCGCUUCAUCGGCUGGCUCAGCACCAUCGCGCUUGCAGCAGGAACGGCCAUCCACAAUGCCCAAGCAAACCAUGCACCGGAGCUCUACGAUCUCACCAUCGACGACGGCUCCGAAGAUGAGGCCGACAUCAAGGGUCUUUCACUUGGACCAAGACGAUCGGAUGAGCGUGCAGAGUGCCCGCAGCAGCCAGCAUCCGGGCUCAUGGACGAACUACGAGCUGCCGGAGGGCUAUCAAGAGAUGGAGGAGAGCUUCUUUGGAGUGAAUCAGACGGGCUUGGACGAGGACGAUCUCUACGGCGAGGACUCGUACAACCCCAACUACGACAUGACCAACUACGACGAGUUGGAGGAAAGAGAGGAGGGCCAUUGAUCCCUUCAUCUGAGGAUUUCAUGGCAGAGCCUCAGCCAAGCGCAAGAACUGAUUCUUGUUCACGCGCGGACCGCAGUCCAAGUCUAUCAUCACAUCAAACGAGCCCAAUGCCUAUCACUGGCUUCUCCGCUGACACGCCUCCAACUCAAGAAGAUCGAGGACUUCAGUUGCUCCGUGCAGGGCAGAAAAAGCGCUUUCUUGGAAACACCAAAGCCAUCAACAGCCUGCUCUCUGUCGAGCAGGAGAUCUACAUAACACGAACCGUGCAGGCCAACAAGUUUCGCCGGCAGUUUUUGUGUGACAUUGUAGAGGUCUAUGGUGGUUUUGCCAAUAUCACUGCGGAGGCACUCCGUGCCGGUUUGAGAGCAGUGCAACCAGUUGAUCGAGUUCAUGGUAUUGAUCUCACCACACGACAAGAUCAUGAGCGGCUGCGCCAUUUGCUUUUAAGGCGGCGCCCUUACCUGAUUGUGUGGGAGCUGAGAUGCGAUCCAUGGUCAAACAUUCAACAUUUGAACUACAACCAAGAGGAGUUACGACAGCUCAGGGCCACCCAGAAUGUUCCUCUUGAAGAGAUGAGGAAAACAAUUUUGACCUUGCGUGACCAAGUCGGAACGCACUUCCUCAUUGAGAACCCCUGGGGCACACCUUUCUGGGAACACCCUGAGAUUCAGAGGAUCCGAGAAAUUGAUGGAGCUGAUUUGCAGAAGGGUUCCAUGUGCAGUUUUGGUUUGAGAGGGCGAAACUCACAGUUUUUGAAGAAGGACACCGGCUGGCUGAGUGACUUGCCUUUGGUUUUGAGUCAGGUUUGUCGACCGUGCCAGGGUGAUCACGAACAUGAAGCCUGCCUCGGUGACAAUGCACGACGCGGUCAGGUAUACACACCAGCACUAGCCCGAGCUGUUGUUUCUGGCUUGCGGCAGUCUUUGCAAGCUGAUGGUGACGAGAGGUUCAAUCAACCAGUAGAUGGAGGACCCUUUACGUGGCUGUCAGGACAGCAUCACACCACCAACAACUCAGAAGUGUGGGCAGUGCAUUGGUCACCACCUGGUUUGGAAGAAGAGCAAGCAUUCACCAUUUUUUAUUUGGAUGUCAAUCGCAACGAAGAAUCGUGGCGACCUCUUUUAGGCGAAGCUGAGAAGAGACUGCAUAACAAAGUGCAGACCACAGCCACGGUGAAGCCUUCAGCAUUUCGUGAGCAGAUCCAACAUUUGUGUCCGUGGCGCAUGCACCUUGUUCAGAUAGUGCGGGCGCCAAAGGUGAGGAGGUUGCCUCUCAACUUGCUUCUUCAACAACCAGUGUCUCACAGGGCAGCAAUUCUUCGGUUAGCUGAUGGUCAGAUCCAGAUUGAAACAGAGGCCGUGGACAAGAUAUCUCGGAAUCCUGGCGCCAAGUUUGAAUCGCCGGUUGCCUACGGUAUCUUCAUCUACGGUGAGGCACCUGCAACAACCUACAAUCCAGAGGACGACCAGAUAGCCGAAGCAGCCCCCCGAGCAGUGCCCUCUACCCCUAGAGCGGCAGCUCCCAAAACACCAGGCAGAACACCCAAAACACCCCAACAGGCAGAUAUCAGCAUGCUAAAAUCUUCAGAGAAGGAUUUAGCUCAACCACAGACCCCCUUUUACGACCACAGAGGAGACGCGCCUACUCAAGGCGAAGACCGGAUGAUCCUUGAUGCCAUGGGUCAACCAGUCGAAGAGAACCAGCCAGCCCCCCUAGCCAUGAUAGCACUACCUCCAGUGGCACCGGAGCAGCGCAGCGACCAACCACCAGCUGCAAUCGAGGACAGUGCCCCCGAGGGACGGGCAGACCAGCCAGAACAACCAGACCAGCCAGAACAACCAGAUACCACAAUAGAACCAGCACCGCCAGCCUUGCCGAACACCAGUGAAGCUCCAGCACCAACCACCGACCUGGACGCAGGAUGGUUUCUUGACCCCGACGGUCGGCCAGCAUAUGUGAACGAGCAAGCUACCACAUACAAAUUGCCCCCAGCACAACAUGCCAGCAACAGCCGGUUCAGAUACCGAACCAGCUGGACAUAUGACGGCAGCACCUGGGAGAGACGUGAGGACCGUGUGGACUGGCGUCAACUCAACCAGCCAGCCCAAGCUUUACCACAAACGGUUGACAAACUUGUCACUGUUUUCAGCCCCUCACGGGAACAUGGCCGAAGACCUUCACUAACAACUGUCCGUGGCACCAAGCGGACUGCAGAGGAGUCAGAACUACCCGAAAGAGAACCACCGACUCUAGAGCAACAGCAAGCAGAGCAGCCGGCAGCAGAGACGGCAGGCACAGCAGAAACAAUGCUACUCUACUGCCAGCAGUGUGGCAACACCAGCAAACAACGCUCUAGCAACCCGCAAACCCGCACAACAGCAGCAGCGGCAUGUGCCAGGUGUCUUCACGAGACAUUCGUGGAGGAUCCACUGCAGGUGGAUAACUGGUUUGAUGAAAUUGAGGAGCAACAAGCCCUGCAGCAGCAUUCCUCACGAGUGAGGUAUCACCCCUUUUUCAAGCAAUACAUGCGACAGCCCCUUGCCAGCUUGUCUGAGAUAGCACUGCCACCCAACGAACAGCUGUCCGAGCUCUAUGACAAUGAGAGCUACAUCAUAGGGACAGGCAAGGCACAACGAGGAACACCAUCCCCUUGCCAACAACAAAACAACAGCUUGUGGAGCAUCGCCGUACAGGAUGCAGACACAGGCGAUUGGCAAUGGCAACAGGUGUUCGAACCGAUCCACGUUUCACCUGACACCACGAUUGAGCAAGGCAAUAUUGGCAAUAUUGGCAAAAUCCUUGCAAUUGAGCACAGUGGUCAAACCGACCAACCCAACAGUCAAUAUGACACCAAUGAGCACAGUGGUCAACACGACCAAACCAACAAGGACGGGUCCACUGAUCCGAGCCACACAGCACCCAAGCAACUGAACCGAAAAGCAAGACGUUGUUUGCAGCGUCAGAUCGGCAAACUUUGUGACCGCAAAACAAGACGUUGGUUGCAACGGCACGGCAGACACUGCCAAUACAUCAUUGGCUGGGACGGCAACCCCCCAGAACUGCCUCCUAUGUUCCAGCGUGAUGACUUCUCAAGAGCCUACCACACACUGGUAAGCGAUGUGGCCAAGGAAAUCACAGCGAGCUGUGAUCCACUUGUGCAGGCAGACGCUGAACAACACAAGAGCAGAAACUACCCAACCUGGAGUGAACAACACUGGCAGCCCCACAGCAGCUUCAGCAUCUUCAACACAAGCACUCAGCAACACCCUACCAAUCAAACUUUGACUGGACCUGAAUCCAGUGAUGAGGAGGGUGAACCUCAGGAUGAAGAAGGAGGACGGGCUGUGAAGCAAGCCCUCAAGCGUGAAGCAAGAAUCUCCCAUGAAGGCGCCUUUGGGGUGUUGAUUCCUAGGUGCUACUCCCAAGCCCAGCACGCGAGAAGUGCCGGAGCCCUGGGUUUGGGAGCCCAGGAUUGCUUCGCCUCCAUCACCCCGCGUGAAGACGAGGCCAUUGCCCCUGCAGCGCACUGGGCGGCGGCUUUGGGGUUGGACUCUGGAUCUUCGGAGGAAGAACUAGGGCAAGUGGCCAGUGAAAUGCGCGAGGCGUGGCCUUCUGGUGGGACGGCUCCUUUGCCGGAGGUGGAGUCGAAACCCGAGGUGCCGUUGCCCCCGGGAGAAUGGCUCCAACGGGAGGUCGAAAGCGAGGAGGCGCCAGCAGCCACUGAAGCGACUGAAGCGACUUCGCAUCCGCAGCCAGCGCAUCCUGAGGCGCCAGCAGCCACUGAAGCGACUGAAGCGACUUCGCAUCCUGCGCAACCAGCGCAUCCCCACGAGGCUGAGGCUGAGGCCGAGCUUUGGGAGGUCACUGCUGCGAGGCUGCCUGGCGCGCCAGAGAGCCCGCUGGCAGAGCGGGCGGAGCAGCUGGCAGCAGGUCGCCUCCGUGCGUUGGUCGCGGCCUUGGAGUUCUACGACCUCUGGAAGCAUCGGAAGAGCUGGACCAAGGUGGUUGCCUUACGGGCAGCAGAAGCCCUCAGUCCAUCAUCACGCAGUUGGUCACCACAAGGUCGAAAGAACAGGUCCGCCCGGAAGAAAGAACAGGAGACUGACCUCAAACCGGAGAACAACGAAGCGCCGGUGCUUCACCGCGUUGCGGGGGAGGCACCAGAAACAGCGCUGGAGGUUCUGCCGGAAGUUCUGCCCAAAGUCGAAGUCAAGGAGGUUUCAGCGUGUCUUCGUUGCGGCAAAGGUAUUUCGCCCAAAGGACCAAAUGCAGUUCCCGGCCGUCACGCCAGAAGCGCCGUUGCGCUUGCGCCGCGCCGGAAGAAAGGUCUGCCGCCGAAGGCGGAAAAAAAGGCCUUGGCGAAGGUUUAUUCAGGCCCAAUGCUACCACGUCCAAUGAAGUCGCAGCCGGCCUGGCAAUAUCCAUAAAAAA
Molecule: messenger RNA, 6637 nt
Organism: Cladocopium goreaui
Lineage: Eukaryota; Dinophyceae; Suessiales; Symbiodiniaceae
Source: the annotation of a GenBank genome assembly